AUGCGUCAGGAGAAUUCCUCUAGGUAGAUGCAGGGAUAUCACACCUAGAGAGUAAGUCGUUACUCCAGCUCAAAUUAGGACAAUCCAAUCUAGCAGCAAGCGAACAAAGUUAAUGAAUUACUAAUUAAGUCUCCAACAAGAUCAAACAUUAAUAUAAAGCUACAGAAAAUACUUAAAGACAGUCCUUCACGUCAAGGAUAAUAGCCAAAGAUUUAAGAGUUAUUUAAGAAGUUUCAAGAAUAAAACUAAAAAAAGAUUAAAAAGAAAAAGCUAAUUUUGUCUUUUAACAAUGGCUCAAUCUCAGAGAGAAUCUAAAAUGAAUAAAAAUCAAUUGAAGCUUUGGGGGCAAGCAAUACUGGAAUGACAUAAGAAAGUUUUAAAUUAAAUAAAAACAAUACAAAAAUUUUGGAUUAAGCAGCUAGGAUUGAAACUGGUCCAAACUCGAUAUAGCCAACUCUGGAUAAUACUCCAAAGAGCAGCAAUUAAACGAGACUUAGAAUAAUGAAACAAAAAAUGAAUAGUCUAUUGAAUAAAUCAAUCAUGAAAAUUGUCGAGUCAAAAUCCGCAUAGCAAUUGGAUGUUAAGAAAAAUCUAAAUAAGGUUUUCAACUUUGGAGAUUAUAAAGUAGAAAAUAAUAUUCAAAGUAACCCCAAUGCUUCCCAUAACUAGCAAUCAUAAUAGAUUGUUGUUCAAUAGUAAAAUCUUUUCCCUAAUUAACCCCUUAAUAAAAUCCAAUUAAGUGAUAAGAAUCGAAAGUUAGAAGAAUUAAAGAGACCUAGUAGUGCAUUGAGUAAUAAUUCUAAUAAAUAAUAAAAUUCUCAGCAAAUUUCUUAGCUUCAUAUUUAGUUUAGUGGAGAUAUGGCUACUGGGUCGGAUAAUGGAAGUAAUAAAAAUCAAAAAAUUAGCAAUGAUCAAAAUAAUCAAGUUAUUGAACCCACAAAGACUAUUUUUGCAUAACCAAUUAAACUUGAACAACCUGAACCAAUUAAGGUUCCUUCUCGGAUAAUUAGAAUAUAAAGAAUAAAAGCAAUAAAAACAAUGAAUGAGUAAAGAUCAAAAUCUCAACCUCAUGAGGACAAUUAAAAUUAAGAACUAAAAUUAGAACUAAAAAAAGAAGUUCCAAUAACUAUUGUACCUGAAUAAAAGGAAUCUAACCUCUUUAAUUUAGAUGAGUUGGUAGAAAAAGAUGAUAAAUUUGAGUGUCACGAACCUACUGAAAAAGUAAAGUAAAAUCCAUUUAAAUCCAAGCAUUCAUCUGCUGGAUCUGCUGCUUUAUCUGUCUUAAGAUAAGAUAUGCCAUUUGGGUUUGGAUUUGGAAUGUAACCUUCUAACUAAAAUUCAAACGAUAUGCAAGAAAAAUCAAAGCAUCAAUAAUCUAGACCUGAAUAAUCAAGAAACGCUAAAAGUAACCCAUUUCUAACUAGCAACUAGCCUUAGUUACUUACAUGGGAUGCUCUAAAUCAUCCUCAAGACAAUUAUAGACCUGUGGAUUUUUAUUAGCCUUAAGUAAUACAAUAAGAGGCAGUUCCAUAAAUUGAAUAAGUAGCCGAGCCUAAGUAAAAUGCUCCUCGCAGAUUAACCUUGAAGAAAAUAGUAAAAUUAAAUAAUAUUAAAAGUACUCCUUCUUUUUAAAAUAUCCAUUCAAACUAGAACAUAUAGUAAGAAUAGUAAUAGCAAUUAUAAAGUGAUUAAGAGAAGUAAAAUUCUCUUAGUCCUCGUCGAAAAUAUAUUGAAAGGGUAAUGAAACUUAAAAAAGAAAAAUUAAACUAAAAUAUAGCAGAACCGAUAAAGCAGAAAAAUAAAUUACAUUAGGAUUCAUUUCUGAAUGACAUAAGUCUUUCAUAUUCACAGUCGUAGUAGUCACUCCGCUAGUAGAAGUCAAAAUCAAGGCACCCUAGCAAAAAUAAAAAUCAAAAGGAAGAUACCUAGCUAAGAAACUAGCGUUCACAAAUGCUUAAUAGUAUUGUACAGAAUGAAGUGGUAGAGGUAAGAAAUUCUUAACAAAGUGGUGGUACAGGGGAAACAUCACUAUCCUUUCAGUUAACAGUUACUCAUUAUAACAAUGAGGCAAUCAAAAAGAUCAAUUGUUUUCAAAUUGAUGAUUUGUGA
Molecule: messenger RNA, 2109 nt
Organism: Stylonychia lemnae
Lineage: Eukaryota; Ciliophora; Spirotrichea; Sporadotrichida; Oxytrichidae
Source: the annotation of a GenBank genome assembly